AUGUCUUCCGAGGAAAAACAAGCCUAUGCCUGGGGGAUGCUGGGCACCGUUCUGACAGAGGUGGCGAAGGCGCAUGGACUGGGACCCGAGGCAUGGGAGUCGUGGGCCGAAAAAGCCUUUGCGGAGUAUGAAGCCGGGAAACUCAGGGACUACGUGAUGCAGGAAGCGGCAAAACUCGUAGAGGAGAUGAAGAAAACUGCGGCGCCACCCGCCGAAUGCUACACCUUGAUUGAAUCGGCAAUUAAACACAAGAUGUUCGACGCCGCGAAAGCAAGCGACUUGGACGCGUUCGACAGGGCCGUUGCAGCGGUCCGGGCCGACGAUAAAGUAUCGGACAAGAUCAAACCUAUCAUUGCCGCUUGGAAGGACAAACAGCUUGGCAAGGGACUUUAG
Molecule: messenger RNA, 393 nt
Organism: Emiliania huxleyi CCMP1516
Lineage: Eukaryota; Haptophyta; Isochrysidales; Noelaerhabdaceae
Exons: 1
Coding region: 1-393 (130 amino acids)
Source: RefSeq, a predicted model, not a curated record